Trypanosoma conorhini is the source of this 423-nucleotide messenger RNA. RefSeq lists its product as uncharacterized. Bases 1 to 423 code for a protein of 140 amino acids. The record is from RefSeq and is a predicted model, not a curated record. The transcript has a single exon. NCBI's taxonomy places the organism in Eukaryota, Euglenozoa, Kinetoplastea, Trypanosomatida, Trypanosomatidae.
AUGGCGUCUUCCUGCUCCUCCUCAGGUUCUUCCACUGGCUCCUUCCCCUUGGCGGACGAGGGCAGCGUUGUCCGUGAGGUUGUGGCUUCGCUGCAGCUGCCCCUGCAGCGACAGCAGGAGCUGCUCACGCGGAUACAGAACUGCGAAGAGGAGAUAGAGAAGUUGAAGCUCUACUCGUUGCGCAGGCCAAGUGGGGGCCUCCUGUCCCCAUCGGAGGCUCAAAAAGGCAGUGAGUGGAAGGCCGGGUGUAAGAACGGCGAGUUGGGCGCUGGGGCAGAAAGGAUGUGCGAUUACUGUUUCAAGGUGGCACGCUGCUGGCCCUGCCAAGAGUGCGAGCGUGAGUGGUACUGCAGUAGUCCUUGCCAACGUCUGCGGGAACAUGUGCACCGUCCGUUCUGUCGGCAUCGAAGACAGCUGAGGUGA